Messenger RNA from Drosophila hydei, 694 nucleotides. RefSeq names its product protein D2. The record is from RefSeq and is a predicted model, not a curated record. The coding region runs from base 83 to 646 and encodes 187 amino acids. NCBI's taxonomy places the organism in Eukaryota, Metazoa, Arthropoda, Insecta, Diptera, Drosophilidae. The transcript has a single exon.
AUAUAAAAUAGCAGUAACCUUGUGGAGCUAGCUUAUACGAGCUCAAAAAUCCGGUACGGAUUUUCAAAAUUCCAAAAUCAGAAUGUUUGUCACCUGCCCCGUGGUAGCUCCGGUUAUUCAACUGGGCAAACAGAUGAAAGAGCAUGGAAUCAUACCAGACGUGGUUACCUGCAUUCCGGAGUAUGUGGUCAGCAUAUUAUAUCCAUGCGAAAUUACUGUCUCGCCUGGCUGCCAUCUGACCCCAUUCCAGGUGAGGCGUGAGCCAAUUAUUCGUUGGAUGGCCGAUCCGCACAAGUUCUAUACGCUGGCCUUGAUCGAUCCGGAUGCACCAAGCCGUGCCAAGCCCACGUAUCGCGAAUGGCUCCAUUGGCUCGUUGGCAAUAUACCUGGCUGCGAUGUGGUCCGUGGCCAGCAGAUUGUGGAAUACAUUGGCAGUCGUCCGCCCGCAGAGACGGGCAAACAUCGUUACGUAUUCGUGGUAUUCAAGCAGCUUUGUGAAGUGGACUUUGACGAAAGCUAUAUACCUCGGGCCACCUACGACGGCAGACCCUGCUUUAGCCUCCGGCGAUUUGCCAAAAAGUAUGCCCUAGGCAAUCCCGUAGCACUUAAUUUUUUCUUUGCCAAAUGGGAAAAUGAUUUGCAUUGAGUCCCUUUAUAUUCUGUGUUUGCGUAGGUGACAAUAAAACUCGGAUUG